GUGGUUUUGGCUGGGUAGUGCAUCGAUCAGGACCCCGGAUCACUCGCUAGCGGUGUGUGUUGGCGCUUGGAGCACGGUGGACGACCCGUAAUAGGUGGAGAGCCGAUCUGAAAGACAGCGAUGGAGAGCAAUCUUACUUAUGGAGAGGGUACUGAUAUGUCCUACGAAGAUAAUGAUACAGCCUUUCCCUCUCCACUGAGACUGGGGAGCUUUGCCCUGGAGCAGAGGAGGUGGAACGGGGAGGACGAGGAGGAGGAGGAGGAGGAGUCUCCAAUGGAGAACAUCUUCAUCUCUCCUGACUCAGAAGCCUACCUCAACCUGAACACCAACGCCACAACCAGAGGAGAUGCCCAGGCCUACGUGGAGCUGAACGAGCUUCAGGGCAGCAGCUGGCAGGAGACGGCCCGCUGGCUUGGCUACGAGGAGAACGUCAGCCCGGCCACCGGCGUCUGGAGCUCCGCCCACGUCUCCUACCUGACCUUCAAGAGCCUGAUCCAGCUCCGCAAGACCAUGAGCACAGGCGCGGUGAUCCUGGACCUGGACGCCAGCUCUCUGUCUGCCGUAGCCGAGAGGGCGGUGGACGAGCUGCUGAACAAGGACGAGAUCCGGGCCAGCGACCGAGAGUCCCUGCUGAGGUCCCUGCUGAUGAGGCGGAGCCAAGUAGAAACUGCGCCCGUAGCAGAGGCACCCCCCUCAGGAGACAUCGAGAUGACCACCUUCUCCGUGCCCAAGAAGAGAGACACGUCCGACAACAUGGAGGCUUCCAUCGUCCUCUCCGGUGUGGUGGACGUGCUGCAGAAGCCGGUGGUGGCCUUCGUGCGGCUCUCCGACUCGGUGGUGAUGGACGCGGUCCUGGAGGCCCCGGUGCCCGUGCGCUUCGUCUUCAUCCUGGCGGGCCCCAGUGACAGCGGCCUGGACUACCACGAGAGCGGGCGCGCCAUGGGCGCCCUGAUGGCCGACUGGGUGUUCAGCCUGGAGGCGUACCUGGCCAGGACCGAUCAGGAGCUCACCAAUGCCAUCGCUGACUUCAUGGACUCCAGCAUCGUGAUCCCGCCCACCGAGAUACAGGACCAGGGGAUGCUGGAGCCGAUCAUCACCUUCCAGAAGAAGAUGCUGCAGGAGAGGCUCCGCCCAGCUGACACUAGGAUCGCCUUUGGAGACCGGGCUCUAGUUGAGAAGGCCCCCGAGCCCCCCCGGGAGGACCCCCUGGCCCGCACCGGCUACCCGUUCGGGGGCAUGGUCCGGGACCUGAAGCGGCGCUACCGCCAUUACAUCAGCGACUACACGGACGCCCUGAACCCCCAGGUCCUCGCCGCCGUCAUCUUCAUCUACUUCGCCGCCCUGUCCCCGGCCAUCACCUUCGGAGGACUGCUGUCCGACAAAACUGAAAAGUGGAUGGGGGUGUCAGAGCUGAUGGUGUCCACCUGCAUCCAGGGAAUCAUCUUCUGUCUCAUCGCCGCCCAGCCAGUGCUGGUUGUGGGGUUCUCCGGACCACUGCUGGUGUUUGAAGAGGCCUUCUUCGCGUUCUGCAAGAGCAUGGAAAUCGAAUACAUCGUGGGCCGCGUCUGGGUGGGCAUGUGGCUGGUGAUCAUCGUGUUCAUCAUUGUGGCCGUGGAGGGCAGCUUCCUGGUGCGCUACAUCUCCCGCUUCACCCAGGAGAUCUUCUCCAUCCUCAUCUCCCUCAUCUUCAUCUACGAGACCUUCAGCAAACUCAUCAAGAUCUUCAAAGCCCACCCUCUGAUCCUGAACUACGACACGCUGAACGCCAGCAUUGACAACCCCUUCCACCACGUGGACUUCGAACCCCCCGCUAACAGUACACAUACACAUACACCACCAAUCUACCCCAACACUGCUCUGCUGUCCAUGUGCCUUAUGUUCGGGUGCUUCUUCAUCGCCUACUUCCUGCGUAUUUUCAAGAACGGCCACUUCCUCCCAGGCCCGAUCCGUCGUUUGAUUGGAGACUUUGGUGUCCCCAUCGCUAUUUUCUUGAUGAUCGCAAUUGACAUCAACAUCGAUGAUGCUUACACCCAGGUAAAACUGGUUGUGCCGAAAGGUGUGCAGGUGACCAACCCAGCGGCCAGAGGCUGGUUCAUCAACCCCAUGGGGAUCGACAAGAAAUUCCCCAUCUGGAUGAUGCCUGCCUGCUGUGUCCCGGCUUUGCUGGUCUUCAUCCUCAUCUUCCUUGAGUCCCAGAUCACUACCCUCAUCGUGAGCAAGCCGGAGCGUAAGAUGGUAAAGGGUUCUGGGUUCCUUGACCUGCUGAUCCUUGUCACCAUGGGGGGCAUCUCCUCCCUCUUCGGGGUCCCCUGGCUCAGCGCGGCCACGGUUCGCUCGGUCACCCACGCCAACGCCCUCACCGUCAUGUCCAAGGGCCCCAAGCCGGAGAUCGAGAAGGUGCUGGAGCAGAGGGUCAGUGGGAUCCUGGUGGCCAUGUUGGUUGGCGUGUCUAUUUACAUGGAGCCUAUUCUGAAGAUGAUUCCCAUGACGGCCCUGUUUGGUAUCUUCCUCUACAUGGGUAUUACCUCCCUCAGCGGCAUUCAGAUGUGGGACCGGAUCCUCCUGUUGAUGGUACCCAAGAAAUACCAUCCUGCAGAUGCCUACGCCACCAAAGUACGUCCCGUCAUGUAAAAACCCCUGCGGAUGCACAUGUUCACGCUGAUCCAGCUGGUAUGUCUGGGGGUCCUGUGGGCGGUCAAGAUGAGCCCCUUCUCCCUGGCGCUCCCCUUCGUCCUCAUCAUGACCAUCCCACUGCGCAUGUUAAUGACCGGCCGACUGUUCUCCUCCCUGGAGAUGAAGUGUCUGGACGCUGACGAUGGCAAGGUGACGUUUGAAGAGGAGCCCGGACUGGAUGUGUACGACGAGUCACCGCUACCGUAAUAGAGUACACC
Gadus chalcogrammus (walleye pollock) is the source of this 2891-nucleotide messenger RNA. Its product is annotated as band 3 anion exchange protein-like. Gene Ontology annotation, biological process: regulation of intracellular pH; transmembrane transport; monoatomic anion transport. Gene Ontology annotation, molecular function: bicarbonate transmembrane transporter activity; monoatomic anion transmembrane transporter activity; solute:inorganic anion antiporter activity. NCBI's taxonomy places the organism in Eukaryota, Metazoa, Chordata, Actinopteri, Gadiformes, Gadidae. Gene Ontology annotation, cellular component: basolateral plasma membrane; plasma membrane. The record is from RefSeq and is a predicted model, not a curated record.